AUGACUACCUGGGGACCAGACCCGGGUCUUGUUGCUGACUUGACUGGCCAAAAAAAUGCACCCUGCCUGUGUGGACAGUGGCUGAGGCUGCUGCAGCGGAGGGGGCCUCCCCGAGCUAUUCAUGUAGCAGAAAGGCCUCUGGCUGUUGUGGGUUCAGAUCCCCUGAGACUUGCCCUGCAGCCAUCGGAAGAAGGUGGUCUUGAGACUUGGGGCCUGAUCGGGCUGAGAGGAAUCAGGACUUCUCUAAGCGCAGGGGUAUCGUGGUGGCCGAGGGACCCAGCUGUGGAGGGGAUGAUGGCAUUUCUCACAGCAGGUUUGCUGUCCGUGCUCGGGACGCCCAUUUGUAAAGAGAAAUUAAAUUUCCCUGGAGGUCCUAACCCCCCUCUUCUCGUUCUUAUUGCCUCAGCCCUAGACCCAUCCAAAGACCCCUGCCUGAAGGUGAAAUGCAGCCCUCACAAAGUAUGUGUGACCCAGGACUACCAGACUGCUGUGUGUGUCAGCCGCAAGUACCUGCUCCCCAGGCAAAAGAAGGGGAACGUGGCCCACAAACACUGGGUCGGACCCUCGAAUCUGGUGAAGUGCAAGCCCUGCCCUGCGGCACAGUCAGCCAUGGUCUGUGGCUCCGAUGGCCACACCUAUACUUCCAAGUGCAAGUUGGAGUUCCAUGCUUGUUCCACUGGAAAAAGCCUCACCAUCCUCUGUGACGGGCCCUGUCCAUGUCUUCCGGAGCCUGAGCCACCAAAACACAAGACAGAAAAGAAUGCCUGCACAGAUAAGGAGUUGAGGAACCUUGCGUCCCGGCUGAAAGACUGGUUUGGAGCCCUUCACGAGGAUGCCAACAGAGUCAUCAAGCCCACCAGCUCUGAUGCAGCUCAAGGCAGAUUUGACACCAGCAUCCUGCCGAUCUGCAAGGACUCCCUGGGCUGGAUGUUCAACAAGUUGGACAUGAACUAUGACCUCCUGCUUGACCACUCAGAGAUCAAUGCCAUCUACCUGGAUAAGUAUGAGCCCUGUAUCAAGCCUCUCUUCAACUCCUGUGACUCCUUCAAGGAUGGCAAGCUCUCCAACAACGAAUGGUGCUACUGCUUCCAGAAGCCUGGAGGUCUCCCUUGCCAGAAUGAAAUGAACAGGAUUCAGAAGCUGAGCAAGGGGAAAAGCCUGUUGGGAGCAUUCAUCCCUCGGUGCAAUGAGGAGGGCUAUUACAAAGCCACGCAGUGCCACGGCAGCACCGGGCAGUGCUGGUGUGUGGAUAAGUACGGCAACGAGCUGGCCGGCUCCAGGAAACAGGGCGCCGUGAGCUGUGAAGAGGAGCAGGAGACUUCAGGGGAUUUUGGCAGUGGUGGCGCUGUGGUCCUGCUGGAUGACCUAGACGACGAGCGGGAGCUGGGGCCAAAGGGCACGCUGGGGCGGCUGAGGGUGCGCACCCGGGCAGCGACAGAGGACGAUGAGGAUGGGGACGACGACAAGGACGACGAGGCAGGCUACACCUGGUAGGUAGUCCCCGCGAGGAAGAGGACCCGCGGCCUGCACGGAAUUGCAAGUCACUUCCUGCUCCUGCGUUUGUAUCUAAGACUCCACGGCACCAAGGCCUGUUCUCCACUGUUGCUCUCUGUGCGUGACCCGAGGCUUGGAAGACCGCUGCUUGUCCCCAGAGCAUUCUGGUCUUGCAUACAGUUGUGUGGGAAGAAGGGUGUGUGUGGCGUUUUGUUUUUUGAGGCAGGGGAGCGGCCGGCUCAGUUAAAGCCUCCUUCCCUCCCGUGAGGUUUUUGCAACAAGCAUGCGAUGUAUGUGGGAUCCUGACUGUGCAGGGAGCCCCCACCUUGUAGACGUCCAAGAUGCUUUUCGAUUACCCACACCAGUGGUCAUUCCAGCAUGGUUCCCGGCCUCACGGUGUCUAAGUGCUUUUCUUGUGUCCUGUAGAUGUCGUGGAAAACACACCACACUGUACUUCCUUCUGCCCUAUCCCCACCACCCCUCGUGUUAACAAUUAAAAAUUAGUUUUUCAUAUCACUA
Molecule: messenger RNA, 2013 nt
Organism: Odobenus rosmarus divergens (Pacific walrus)
Lineage: Eukaryota; Metazoa; Chordata; Mammalia; Carnivora; Odobenidae
Gene: SPOCK1
Product: testican-1-like
Exons: 9
Coding region: 1-1494 (497 amino acids)
Molecular function (GO): calcium ion binding; protein binding
Source: RefSeq, a predicted model, not a curated record